GCCUUAAAGCCUCACUGACUCGACACUCAGAAGUUCUGACAGUGCUUUCUGCGCUGUUGGACGCGGCUCGAGGGCCUGGAUCCUGUUAAAGAGGUAUGCAAAUACCCUGGCCAUAUGAUCCAAUAUGGCACAAUGCGACACGAUACACUGUAUUGUUACGUUUAGCAAACAUGAGGUCUAGGACUUCACAAAAACAUCUAAGCUGAAGGAGUUUCAACAGCGUCCCCUUCGGAAUCUCCUGGAUUGGAACCUGUGGAUUCCCCACUCCGCAAUGUCCUUGAACUGCUUUUGCGAAUUGAAUGGAACAGAAUUUGGCUUUGCUCUUUGCAACAUCACGACGUUGAACCACACUGGCAAUGGGAGCGGGAACUGCCAGCCCCAGACUCUAGAUGAUAUCCUCUUCAGACUUCUUGGGCCGAGAAGAUCCCCAUUCUUCCUCCCUGUAACUCUCACCUACAUCCUAAUCUUCAUCACUGGGGUGAUGGGGAACCUUCUAACAUGUACUGUGAUCACCAAACACAGGAAAAUGAGGACUCCCACCAACUUGUAUCUCUUUAGCUUGGCCAUAUCUGACUUGCUAGUGCUGCUGUUUGGGAUGCCUCUGGAAAUCUACGACCUGUGGCAGAACUACCCGUUCCCAUUUGGAGAAAGCGUUUGCUACUUCAAGAUCUUCUUGUUUGAGACAGUUUGCUUCGCAUCGGUCCUCAACGUCACGGUUCUGAGCGUUGAACGCUACGUAGCCGUGGUCCAUCCGCUCAAGACCCGCUACGCCAUCACCAACAAGCAUGCUCAAAGGGUUAUCGGAGGCGUUUGGGUCGUCUCUUUGGUUUGCGCCAUUCCAAACACCUCCCUCCAUGGCCUUCACUACUAUUACCUACCUGAGAAGGUGCUGGAAUCGGCCACCUGCAACCUUCUCAAACCCCAGUGGAUCUACAAUCUGGUGAUCCAAGUGACCACUGUGCUUUUCUACUUUGUGCCCAUGACUGUGAUCAGCGGGCUGUACCUGGUGAUUGGGCUGAGGCUGGGCAGGGAGCAGAGGCAGCAGGGCACGAAACUGGGCAAGAACUGCAGCGAGAACACCAGCUGGAGGAUCCAAGUGGAGAGUGGGCGCAGGAGGCAGGUCACCAAGAUGCUGGCUGUAGUGGUUCUGGUCUUUGCUAUCUGCUGGGCUCCGUUCCACAUUGACCGGCUCUUGUGGAGCUUCAUCACGCAGUGGACUGACCACAUGCACAAUGUAUUUGAGUACGUCCACCUCCUGUCUGGCGUGCUGUUCUACCUGAGCUCAGCAGUCAACCCCAUUAUCUACAACUUACUGUCCAGCCGCUUCCGCGAGCGCUUCUUCGAGCUGAUGUGCAGUCGGGUGGAUGGAAACACUUCAAGGAACAGCUCUCCUCCGUCCUGCAAGCGGCCGUCUUUCCCUAAGGGACCUGCGGCUAUCACAUCCAACAUACAGGCCGCUGCAGCUGGCCCCCAUCCAUCUGUUAUCUUCAGCAGGAAAUGGGAGCAGGAGCUCGAGACCACUUUUAUGUGACUCACACAGUGCGUGGUGUUGUGACACCCUCAAAUCAGAUGUGCCAAAAACAACACGUAAUAUGCUGUUUUUUAUCAUGUCCAUUUAAAGGAAUACUGCAGCGUUUAUCUGCCACAAAGUGCACCUUUGAUUUCUAACACGGAGUGAUUUAAACAAGUUUCCCUGAAAAAGAAAAGAAAAGAAAACACGUUGACUCAAAUUACACCUACAAUAGAAACUGGGCGGUUCCAGAAUUUUCAAAUUUUGUAAAAAGACAUUCCGUCAAAUUCCUGUGGAUUCAGCUGUUAGAAUGUUUAUCCUGUUCUUUCCGUGAUUAAGAUUAAGUGACCCUUAUUAGUCCCACCACAGGGAAAUUUCACCUCCGCAUUUAACCCAUCAGUGUAGUGACACCACAUACACAUUAGGGGGCAGCAAACACACAGUGGGCAGUCCUAUACACGGGGCCCAGGGAUCAGUUUGGGGUUAGGUGUUUUGCUCAAGGGCACUUCAGUCACAUACUGUCAGCUCAAGGGGAUUGAGCCGGCGACCUUCCGGGUCACAAGACUGAUUCCCUAACCUCCAGCCCACGACUGACCCAUGCUGGAUGGAGUAGAGGUGAGGCUGGACUUAGGGAAUGGGUGUUAUCACACUACAUAAGCUCAGAAUACUUCAAAACAUGUUUAUGAUGUAUCUGAUGCACAUUGUAAGAUUUUGACACAGACACAAUGCAGUGGUAGUGCCACGGUUAAAUCGGCCAUCUGUGUCUGGGAGUCGAUCCAAAAGGAAUUCAUUAUUUAAUUCCAGACUUUUUGAGGAUUUUGAGUCUAGUCCAAAGCUUUGGCUUUGAUCCCACACAGUGAUGUUCAAGAGAGUGAGAUAUUCUGGUGUUACAGUUUGAUCAGGGCUGCUCAACCACCACCCUGGACCCAACACACCUGGCGCAUAUAGCCCCCUGGAGGCCUUGAUCAGGUUUAUUUACCUGGGUCAGGUGUGACAUAUUAUGGUUGGAGCUAAACUCUGCAGGGUGGAAGAUCUCCAGGACCAGGACUGAGCACCACUAGUCUGGACAGUUUGUAUAAAAAUACACUCUUCCCCCGACACAGACAUCGAUUGUUCAGUCGGAAGGAGAUCUACCCAGCUGAAGAGACGGGGAGAGUCAGGUACAGCCAGGCCUGCCUUCAUUAGUCCCGUUAAUUAGACUAGUGUAUGUUAUUCAAAUGUCUUGCUAUGGUCAAAGAUAAAUAAUCCGCUAUUCUUUAUUUAAGCAGGAUGUCCUUGUCCAUGUCGUGGGUUUUGGAGUGGAGUUUGUUUCGCAGAAUUUUUUUGCCUUUUAUUUCACAACUUGAAAGAAAACAGUUACAAUUAUGUCAAUGUCAAUUCUACAAGACCCCUGUAAAAAUCUAACCCCACUCCCCCCAACCCACCCAACUCGCCCUUCCCGUCCUACUCACCCACCACCCCAACA
Messenger RNA from Pygocentrus nattereri (red-bellied piranha), 2975 nucleotides. RefSeq names its product neuromedin U receptor 3 (gene nmur3). The transcript has 4 exons. Gene Ontology annotation, cellular component: plasma membrane. The record is from RefSeq and is a predicted model, not a curated record. Gene Ontology annotation, biological process: G protein-coupled receptor signaling pathway. The coding region runs from base 272 to 1531 and encodes 419 amino acids. Lineage: Eukaryota; Metazoa; Chordata; Actinopteri; Characiformes; Serrasalmidae. Gene Ontology annotation, molecular function: neuromedin U receptor activity.